This is a messenger RNA of Microsporum canis CBS 113480, 1755 nucleotides long. RefSeq lists its product as hypothetical. Gene Ontology annotation, cellular component: nucleus. Gene Ontology annotation, molecular function: ATP-dependent H2AZ histone chaperone activity. The transcript is spliced from 2 exons. The record is from RefSeq and is a predicted model, not a curated record. Gene Ontology annotation, biological process: regulation of DNA-templated transcription; chromatin remodeling. Bases 1 to 1755 code for a protein of 584 amino acids. NCBI's taxonomy places the organism in Eukaryota, Fungi, Ascomycota, Eurotiomycetes, Onygenales, Arthrodermataceae.
AUGGCAGAAGCCGAUGUCGACGCCGAAGAUGGCAGCGGAUCGGAAAGCUACUAUGUCGAACCUCUUGCGACGGGUCGAGCGCGACGGUCAACGGCCGGCCGCCUUAUGAACACGCUUCUCGAUGCAGAAGCUGAUGAUGAACUCGCGCGUAUAUUUGCAGAAGAGGAAGAUGACGAAGAAUUUGAAUCUGGGGACGAUGAGGAAGAAGGCGGAGAGGCGGCGGCGGACGACAUGGAACUUGACUCAUCGUCUUCAGAUGAAGCGGAUGACGGCCCAACGGCUGCAGGGAAUGACGAGCUCGAAGGAGAAAAGGAGUUACAAAGGCAGGAAAAGGCAGAGCGUGCGAAGAAACGAACAGCACAGCAGGAAGGAUUCCGGAUACCGGCUCUACGCAAGAAAAAGGUCAAGAUAGAUCCGACCUUGCCUACACGAACAUCAACGCUUCCCGCUCCACGGCAACGGAAGAAGUCAGAACGGAUUUCCUGGCUUCCCACGGCCGAUGAUGGGCCUACGCGCGUGUCUUCCCGUCGCCAGACUAUGCAGAACAGAGUACAAACCCACGCACGGCUUAAACGGAGCGAGCAGAAGCGAGUCCAACUCAUUGCCACGAUGGAAGAGACGGCCAAACGCAAGGAGAAGGCUAAACCGAAACAAAUGACGCAGGCUGACCGUCUCGCUGAGGCUGAGAAGACAGAGAGACUGAACUAUGGCAGUCUGACCCGGUGGGAGGAGAUGGAGGAGAAGAGAGGCGAAGAACGACGGUUGAAGAUGGAGGCGCUGCAUAAUCGACGGCUGGAGGGUCCUGUUAUCACAUUCUGGAGCGGAAUUGCGAAAUGGAUCAACGAGAAGCUGGCGAUGGUGGGCGUUAAAACUUUUCGACAGGCCGCAGAUGCUGAUAGCGGCCGUAAGAAGAAAGGACGCGACGCUGGCCAUCAAGGACCUCCUGCGACACAGGAUACGAACAAGGAGACUGAAGAAUCCCAGAGAGCCACAGAUACAGCGCCAGUGCAGUCAGAUGCUCCUCCUACCGAUGGCAAACAAGCACCACAAGAGCGCAACUCGUUUUUAGAUGGAAUACAUAUCUACGCUUCUAUGCAGGAAGCUUCAACAUGUCAAGACAUUGAAAUGCCUGACGCCACUGCUACACCUAAGCCUGCUACACCUGCUCCGGAAGCGACUACGAUACCGAACGAAAAGACACCGUCAAACGGGAAUACACAAUCUCCCCUGUGCGCUGAAAAGAACGAGAACGAGGAAGAGCAAGCUGCCGUUAUACCUGUGGAAGAAGCUGCACCUCCAGGGCAAGGAGUUACCCCGGGAGAGAAGCUGGACCAGUCUAAACCAGCUCUUGAACGAGCUUCUCGUACGUGCAUUGUUUUAGACAACUUCGAUGCCUCUACCGCUCCUGAACGAAGUGACGUCGGCGUCCUCUACAACCCGAAGAAGCCUGUAAAGCUACCGAAAACCCAAGUCGAAUUCUGCCCUAUCACUUCUCGUCCCGCCCGCUAUCGUGACCCAGCGACCGGCAUCCCUUACUCGAACUCUCUGGCCUACCGCGAAAUUCGUCAAGUGCUAGCAUAUAGGUAUGCAUGGAGCGGGACGUUUGGGUGCUUCGUUGGGCCCAUAGGUGUUGGGGCCAGGGGAGUACCAGAGAGGUUCCUCGCGCCUAAUGCCGCUCCACCACAACAGCUGUUCGGGCCUGGAGAGGGUGACAGCAAACACGCUGCGACCCCCGGAAACAAUCCCACUGCUUAA